Dipodomys spectabilis (banner-tailed kangaroo rat) is the source of this 941-nucleotide messenger RNA. It is a transcript of the gene Fgf21, whose product is annotated as fibroblast growth factor 21. Gene Ontology annotation, molecular function: growth factor activity; fibroblast growth factor receptor binding. The coding region runs from base 1 to 840 and encodes 279 amino acids. The record is from RefSeq and is a predicted model, not a curated record. The transcript is spliced from 3 exons. NCBI's taxonomy places the organism in Eukaryota, Metazoa, Chordata, Mammalia, Rodentia, Heteromyidae. Gene Ontology annotation, cellular component: cytoplasm. Gene Ontology annotation, biological process: regulation of cell migration; positive regulation of gene expression; fibroblast growth factor receptor signaling pathway.
AUGGGUCAAAUAUCACGCAUCAGGCUUGGAGAGGGCACGUGGGCAGGUCGGUGUGGGUAUAAAUUCCGGAGCUGCUGCAUCCAUCCCAGAGUAUUGGUGGUGUGGAAGCUGGGAAUCCGGGCGGAAGGGCAACCAGGCAUUCAGGUGGUCAGAGACGAGACCUCAGCCCGCUCAUCUCGACCAGUUGACGCACACCUGGACCUGGUCAGGUCACCUUUGCCGUUGAUGGACCAGGCAAACACCGGGGCUGGGGCCUGGGGGCUGUGGGGCCUUGUGCUGGCUGUCAUACUUCUGGGAGCAUGCAAGGCACGGCCUAUCCCUGACUCCAGCCCCCUCCUCCAAUUUGGGGGUCAAGUUCGGCUUCGGCACCUCUACACAGAUGACACUCAGGAGACAGAAGCCCAUCUGGAGAUCAGGGCAGAUGGCACGGUGGUGGGGACUGCCCACCGGAGCCCUGAAAGUCUCUUGGAGCUGAAAGCCUUGAAGCCAGGAGUCAUUCAAAUCUUGGGGAUCAAGACAUCCAGAUUCUUAUGCCAGAGACCAGACGGGACACUGUAUGGAUCACUCCACUUUGACCCUGAGGUUUGCAGCUUCCAGGAGCUGCUUCUGGAAGAUGGAUACAACAUUUACCGUUCUGAAGCCCUGGGUCUCCCCCUGCGCCUGCCUCCCCAGGAUCCAGCACCCUGGGGGCCAGCCCGCUUCCUGCCCCUGCCUGGUGUGCCCCCUGCGCCUCCGGAGCCCCCCGGGAUCCUGGCUCCCGAGCCCCCUGAUGUCGGCUCCUCCGACCCUCUGAGUAUGGUGGGACUGUUACAGGGCCGAAGCCCCAGCUAUGCAUCCUGAAGCCACAGUCCACAUGUUUUAGGGGUUCCUCUUAUUUAUGGGGGGUAUUUAUCUUAUUUAUUUUUGUAUUUUUCUUACUUGAGUAAUAAAGAGUCUGCGAG